AUGUCAGUGAGAAUGGCUGCUCCUCUUACUCUGGUGCUUCUGCUCAUGAUACACAGAGUUUAUGGUCAGUCUGGUUAUAGUGUGAGUUACGGCUCUUCACACAUCUGUGCACUAAAGGGCUCUACAGUGACAAUGAGUUGCACUUAUAGAUAUCCUUAUGGAAGUUAUGUCAUGAUGGCAUUCUGGACCAAAGACCUUAUAGAGGGUGAAGAGCCUACAGAUCUGUCUGUGGACCCUGAAUACAGUCAGAGGCUUCAGUAUCUGGGAGAUAAACAGCAGAACUGCACCGUCAGACUGAGUCAUGUGACAGAGAAAGACGAACAUGAGUAUUAUUUCAAAUUCAUAACUUAUACAGAUAGCAAAUGGGUUGGUAAACCAGGAGUGCGUCUCUCUGUCACAGAUCUUCAGCUGGAGUCUCCUGAGAGAGUGACAGAGGGAGUUUCAGUCCGUCUGACAUGUAAAAGCAGCUGUAAUCUGACUGACACACCAACAUUCAUCUGGUACAGAAACUCACAGCCGUUGACUGAAAGGGAUUUUCAAAAUGAUCGUGUCUACAGUUUAAUAAGUAGAGGAGAUGCAGGCUACUAUAGCUGUGGUGUGCAGGGACAUGAUUACAUCUCUCCUGCUGUUUAUCUUGAUGUCAGAUAUGCUCCAGAUACUCCUGUAAUCUCCGUCAGUGGAUCUGCUGUAAUAAUGGAGGGAGAUUCGGUGACUCUGACCUGCAGCAGUGACUCAAACCCUCCUGCUGAAAUCAGCUGGUAUAAAGGAACACAACAUAUCGGAUUUAGAAGCAUAUUCAGCAUCUCAAAGAUUAGCUUUAAUGACAGCGGAGAAUACAAGUGUAGAGCCAGAAAUGAACACGGAGAUGAAUACUCUGAUCCUGUGACUUUAGAUGUUCAGUUUCAACAAGGCUCUGGGAGAAAAAGGACUGUGAUCACAGUGGUGUCUGGAGUAUUCAUCAUCAUGCUACUAUUUGUAAUUCGACUGAAAUGGAUGAACAGAAUAUUUCCAGUAAACGAUUAUGAGGUGAAAUGAUUAAAGAACCAC
Messenger RNA from Danio aesculapii, 1047 nucleotides. Its product is annotated as B-cell receptor CD22-like. The coding region runs from base 1 to 1035 and encodes 344 amino acids. The record is from RefSeq and is a predicted model, not a curated record. NCBI's taxonomy places the organism in Eukaryota, Metazoa, Chordata, Actinopteri, Cypriniformes, Danionidae. The transcript is spliced from 6 exons.